ACAUACUCCAGGAAAAGGAAAGUCAUUUAAUUGAAAAUCUGAAGACCUAAGAAGUUAUCUUUGAUGUUAGCAACCUGGUAUUUUACUUAUUGGGAAGUGUCUGUAAACUAAAUUUUGAUAGACUAAAAGCUACUUAAUAUACUAAGAGUCCUGGGCUCUACAUUGGACUGGCUCCUGGACAUCUCACUACCCCUAGAUACGUAAUCAGAACGAUGGCUAAGCUUGGCUACCUACCAGACACCCCAACCUCCAAAAACCAAUGAGUUUUGUAUUUUAUUUGUAAAUUCUGGAGAUGUGUUCAAGAGCUUUUUUUUUUUUUUUUUUUUUUUUUUUUUUUUUUUUUUUUUUGCACAUUUGCCUUUAUCCCCAUCUUGUAAAGUCCUAGAAUUAAGAAUUAAAACACAUACUCGUUGUGUUAGUUUGGGUUUCAUUGCUGUGAAGAGACAUCAUGACCAAGGCGACCCUUUAAAAGUAAACAUUGAGUUGGGGCUGGCUAACAGUUUCAGAGGUUUAGUCCAUUAUUAUCAUGGUGGGAUGCAUGGCAGUGUGCAGGCAGAUGCGCUAGAGAAACUGAAGCCAAGAGCUCGACAUCUUUAUUGGAAGGCAACCAGACUGUGUUCCACACUGGGCUUGAACACCGCAAAGCCAAGCCCCUACAAUGAUAUGCUUCCUCCGACAAGGCCACACCUACUCCGACAAGGCCACACCUACUCCGACAAGGCCACACCUCCUAACAGUGCUACUCCUUAUGGUUAGCCAAAGAUUCAAACACAGGAGUCUAUGGGGGCCAUUCCUAUUCAAACCUUCACACUUGCUACAUGAUGGUCACAGAUGUUCACCGAGGAAAGCCAGUGAGUUAGGCUCCAAACAUCUACAUUUGAGAUGGGCAAGCAUUGUUGAAUAAACACCUUUGGAAAUUUGUAUUUUAAAGUUAACCAGUAAAGUCAACCUUGUUCUCAUAACAUGUAUCGUAUAUUCGGUUUUGAUCCACAAAUAUUGCAGCAAAUUAUAGAAAACAAAAGACGGGAAUUUACACGGUUCCAAAACAAGCCAUUUUUUAAUGGCAUAAAGUUAUAUACUCCUAAAUCACAUAUCUGGAGUUUAAGAAUCUUGACUAGUAGACGGCCCAGAACCUUGUUUCAGUAGGAAUUUCUUUCCCAAGAUUUGAAGUUUAAGUGAAAUUUUAAGCUUUCUUUUUUACACAUAAGCAAAAUUACAUAAAUCAAUGAGAUAAAGGCAGGAAGGAAAUGCCCCCCCCCUUUUUUAAAAAUAGGACAACUUAGCUUGCAGUUCAGUCUAAUCAGGUUGACAUGUUACAAAGACACUGUCAAAAUGUUUUUAGGGACUAGGCUGAGCAAUGUCUAAGUGGCUAGUGGCAUUUCUAAGAGGUCCUUUCUGGAACCUAGGUAAAACCGGUUUUGAUUUUAACUAUCACAGUUUAGGUGCAGAAAGAAUCCAGUAGGUGCCCAGGAUGUAAGCCCUGCUCAGAGUUGGAAGGGAAACUGGUAGAGGUCUCCGGAAGCAGCUGGUCUACAGAAAAGGAAAAUGGCAGCCCCACGGCUGGUUCCUUCCCCAGAACCAUAGCUCCCAUUGCUAGCUGGACCAAAGACUGCUUUAGUAACUAGUUGUGGCCACUGGACCGGACAGAAACACUUGUGAUGUUUGCAACUGCAGAGAAGUUAGAAGUUACCUGUACUUGGGUUAAAUAUUAAAGGGCCUUAUGGAGGAAGUGGCGUUUGAGGGAAUUACAGAUUUAGGAUAAGUCUGUGUCAAAUGUCUUCACAAGGAGGCUCAAUCGUUAUACAUUAGAGUCGUGUGUGUGUGUGUGUGUGUGUGUAUUUCAUUAAUGUAUGAAAUUUGGUUCGAAGAUACUGUGUGAGUGGGUGCGUGAUGGUGAAUUCCUGGGGCUACCAAGGCCCUUAUCUCCUUGUCUUGAUGGUCUUAGGCCUCUGAGGGCAGUGGAGGAAAGUGGAGGAAAGUGGAGGUAGGUGGCCCCAGUAAUCCAGAAGAGGGUGGGACGUGCUGCCACUUGAGGCCGACCGUGGAGGCAGUGCGGGCUCCGGGCGGCAGGGGGCGCCGCCGUGCAGUCGCGCCGGGCCCAGCAACGACCCUCCGGUUCCCCUAUACAGUCCGCCAUGCGCGCGCUGCUGCCACUGCUGAGCGUCGGCCGAGGGUGGCGCGUGGGGGCCGCCGCCCUCCCUCCGCGCCGCGUAAUGUCCCUGUACCGCACGGAGGAGCUGGGCCAUCCCCGCUCGAAGGAUUACCGCCUGUUCUUCAAGCACGUAGCUGGCCACUACAUCUCCCCUUUCCAUGACAUUCCUCUGAAGGCAGACUGUGAAGAGGAACAUGGCAUUCCCAGGAAAAAGGCACGGAAUGAUGAAUAUAAGGCUUCGUUUAAUAUGGUUGUGGAAAUACCUCGGUGGACAAAUGCCAAGAUGGAGAUUGCCACCGAGGAGCCACUGAACCCCAUUAAGCAAGACACCAAGAACGGGAGGCUGCGCUACACCCCGAACAUCUUCCCCCACAAGGGCUACAUAUGGAAUUACGGGGCCCUCCCUCAGACCUGGGAAGAUCCUCAUCUAAAAGACAAGAGUACAAACUGCUGUGGAGACAACGACCCCAUUGACGUUUGUGAAAUAGGCUCCAAGGUUCUUUCCCGUGGAGACGUGGUCCAUGUGAAGAUCCUGGGGACUUUGGCACUUAUCGAUCAGAGUGAAACAGAUUGGAAAAUAAUUGCUAUCAAUGUGAAUGAUCCUGAGGCUGAAAAAUUUCAUGAUAUUGAUGAUGUUAAGAAGUUCAAACCAGGUUACCUAGAAGCCACUGUCAAUUGGUUUAGACUCUAUAAGGUACCAGAUGGAAAACCAGAAAACAAGUUUGCUUUUAAUGGAGAAUUCAAAAACAAGGCUUUUGCCCUCGAAGUUAUUAACUCUGCACAUGAACAUUGGAAAGAGAUGGUGAUGAAGAAGUGUGACAAGGGAGCUAUCAGUUGUGUGAACGUGCACAUCUGUGAUAGCCCUUUCCACUGCACUACAGAGGAAGCAAGGUCACUAGUUGAAUCGAUCCCAACACCUUCAAUGAGUAAAGAAAGCAGUGUAGAAGAAGUGUGGCACUUCCUCCGCAACUGAUGGGGACUCUGGGGCUUCUGCACUGAGACUUUAAACCUCCGAGGACCCCGGGGACUCCUUUUCCUUUAGUGCUCUUGUGAAGCAAGUGGAUGACCGUCUGAUAACUUCCUGUCCGACAUCAUUGUUAAAACUUUUUAAAUAAACUUGUAAAUAAAUACUAA
Molecule: messenger RNA, 3286 nt
Organism: Rattus norvegicus (Norway rat)
Lineage: Eukaryota; Metazoa; Chordata; Mammalia; Rodentia; Muridae
Gene: Ppa2
Product: inorganic pyrophosphatase 2
Biological process (GO): phosphate-containing compound metabolic process
Cellular component (GO): cytoplasm
Molecular function (GO): magnesium ion binding; protein serine/threonine phosphatase activity; inorganic diphosphate phosphatase activity
Source: RefSeq, a predicted model, not a curated record